AUGGCUGUAGAAUCGGGUGCGAAGUCCUGUUCCUUCAAUGUCAUUAUCUUCGGUGUGCUUCUGGUUUCCAGCCUGACGGCCGCGUCCGCUGCCAUCAUACAGACACCCCAUCCAAAUCAACACGCGAGUCAACCAAGCAGGGAGAAAAUGGGCGUUUCAGAGGUGCCUCCGUCUCAAGAACACAGCAACCUGCAGCAGCUCAUCGAAAGUGGUCAAGUUAACUCAGCACGGCCCAUGGAGUCUGGAAUGCAGAACGCGGUAGAUGAGACAAGUCACAACAAAUCCCACCCCAGUUCAACUCCUACCGCCGAUGUUACGGGAGACGUCAGCCUAUCAGAUUCUGAUGUUCAGCCAAUGCGUGCUGAAGAUACAUACGCUGAGAAUAAGCAUUCCAGACAACAUGCGCCAGUUAAGAAGCCAGAGGCUGAGAAUGCAGACUUCAAUGGGAACAAAACACGUAAAGCAGGAAGAUCAACGGGGUCUGACGAUCUUACCGUACCGACCGUGAGACGGAACAUGGAUGCUGUCCGUGCAGAAAACUCCACGCGUCGAGUGCGACGAGCAGCAUCAUCUUUACAAGAGCAUGUAUGGCCAUUUGGAAUAAUUCCUUAUGAAAUAGCACCAGUGUUUCUGGGUGAGUACAUCGCAUUUUUCAGGAAAUUGCCAAAAAUGCAAAAGGAAAAUGGCAAGACUGUCUAUACCUUUGAAUUUGCGGGCUAG
Molecule: messenger RNA, 720 nt
Organism: Dibothriocephalus latus
Lineage: Eukaryota; Metazoa; Platyhelminthes; Cestoda; Diphyllobothriidea; Diphyllobothriidae
Source: the annotation of a GenBank genome assembly